GUGGCGGACUUUUUUAUGUCCGUAUGGCAAACCUGUUUUGUCGAUUACGUGGUAUAGGCUGGCAUGGUAGACUGGUUGUGGUAAAGGGAUCAGAGACUGCAGAACUGGGACAAAGACAAGAAAGCAUGGUUAUACACGUUACAAGUUGCAGCGACAUGUGAGAUUACUUACAAGCUGUUGUGACUGCCACGAAAUUCUCUAAUCACGUUUCCAGAAUAUAACGUUACAUUGUCACGGGAUAUGCUUAAGUGUGGAAUUCUUCAGCGUCGCACCAUGGCUGCGACAGAAUAAGUAUGGACGCUGAAACCUUUUGUUUGUAACGUGUAUUGUGUGUGGGAUAUAUACACAUCUAACAGCGGAGAUUAACAAGACGUUUGGGAUCAUCUUUUAUUCUGGAAAUUCAAACAUGUUCUCUCAACAUUGCAUGACUCUUCUGGUAUUGAUACCAACUGUUCUGAUACUGCUCGGUACUGAAGGGUCGACGGAGAUAGUUAAAGCGACCACCUGUCAAUACCAGAAUGUGACGUACACCGCCCGGCAGACCUUUAAGCCUGACCCGUGCACGUUCUGCAAGUGUCCCCGCCACGGAGGGGAGGCUAGGUGUGCGGUAAUGGACUGUAAAUGGGAACCCCACUGCCUACACUUCGCGACUGACCCAGGUGUAUGCUGCCCCACCUGUCUCCGGUAUGGCUGUCUUCACAGCGACGGGAAGGUGUAUGAGGUGGGGUCAGUCGUGUCCAGGAGUAACUGUACCAAGUGCUACUGUCCGGAGUCUGGAGGGCGGACAGUCUGUGAGGUGACGCAGUGUUCGCGACCUCGCUGUGUUGACCACGUCGUCAGAGAGGGCAGCUGUUGUCCAUCCUGCCCCAACGGUCAUAACUGUCAGUACAAAGGACACAUCAUCCCAACCAACAAGAUACUGGACAUUGACCGUCGUCGAUGUCGCUGCAAGCGUCUGAAACUGUCAAGUGGGACGUCGCUGUUCGCCAGCUGUCGAAUGAAGCUCUACUGGCGAGCCAAACAUUGACUGUGGUACACAAAUGUGUCGCUGUUACGAAUGUGAACAUGACAUCAGCCAUACGCAAUACAAUAAAGCCAAGGGUCAUGUCCACUAGGCGAUCUUAAUUCUAUAGCUGUCUUUACUCCGAUAUUUGAACAUAGACUUACAUCAGUCGUACAACAUGCUUCGCUUUGUGGCAUAAUUACAUAGUACAUCAUGUGAGUGGUUAUAUACCUCCAGCUUGGUUAGAGAGGAUGGCGUGUUCUACAUUAUAUCAUCACAUCAGACCAGGAUUCCGAGUUGACAGGCAGGAAUGCAUGUCGUCUCCCUACUACCUUACUAGUGGUAUGCGCUUAUUUCACAUUAUCACAUAGCAUUUGAUUGAUGGGUAUAUCAACGUUUCCUCCAUUAUGUCAUAUGUUAAUCACAUACCUUGUAAGACACAGAACGUUGUGCAUUUCAUAAGCGUGAUGACUUUCGUUUAUGUUUAUAGCAUGUUAAUGGAUUUCAUUUACAGUCGAACCCCUUUAUCUCGAACCUAGCGGGACCGUGUUGUAGCUUCGACAUAUCCGGACUUUCGAGAUAAUGAGGCAUUGCAGAUCAAGUAACAGUAGAUACAUAGCAAUACGAUUGUUUAUACAAGAAAUUAAAAACUUGUGUAUGGGAUGACUAAUUGAAAUGUAUUUCACCAGCAAUGAUUAAUAACAAUUGUGGCACAGUGCACAUGUACGGUGCACAUGUACCUUAUUUAGCAUAGCAUCAAUCACUAUUUAGUCUGUCUACUUGUCAAAAACAAGAAAGUGCCACUCUCGCCUCAAGCUUGUUGACUCACAGCUUGAAUAUUAUGAGUAGCGUCUUGCGGCCUUGAUUCCCUUAAUCCGACUUUGAUUAGCAGUUGAAGACAAAUGACUAACCUAAUACGAAUACUAUAAGAUAUGUUAAAUUUAAACAUCGAUUAUUUUCAACAUCAAAUAAAACUUGUUCC
Messenger RNA from Haliotis rufescens (red abalone), 1985 nucleotides. Its product is annotated as brorin-like. Gene Ontology annotation, biological process: negative regulation of BMP signaling pathway. Gene Ontology annotation, molecular function: protein binding. Gene Ontology annotation, cellular component: AMPA glutamate receptor complex. The transcript has 2 exons. The coding region runs from base 407 to 1027 and encodes 206 amino acids. The record is from RefSeq and is a predicted model, not a curated record. NCBI's taxonomy places the organism in Eukaryota, Metazoa, Mollusca, Gastropoda, Lepetellida, Haliotidae.